Messenger RNA from Diachasma alloeum, 2714 nucleotides. RefSeq names its product UDP-glucose 4-epimerase. The transcript has 2 exons. NCBI's taxonomy places the organism in Eukaryota, Metazoa, Arthropoda, Insecta, Hymenoptera, Braconidae. Gene Ontology annotation, biological process: beta-D-galactose catabolic process via UDP-galactose, Leloir pathway. The record is from RefSeq and is a predicted model, not a curated record. Gene Ontology annotation, molecular function: UDP-glucose 4-epimerase activity. Gene Ontology annotation, cellular component: cytosol. Bases 202 to 1296 code for a protein of 364 amino acids.
CAGUCAGCGAUCACCAUUGCAGCCGGUAGGAUCGCCUCAUCCUGUCCUUCCUCUCACUUUUUUAUCCACCUGUUGCUCAGUCCCCCAUUAGAGAUAAAUACAAAUAAAUUGGGGGAGAAAUCUUAUCAAUAAAUCGAGGCCCAACAAGACAUAACAGAAAAAGGAAUCCGCAGCAGUCCCGAGCCUUUCAACACCUCAGCAAUGUCCCAACCCUGGAAAACGGUGUUCGUGACGGGUGGAGCAGGUUACAUCGCCUCCCACUGCAUCGUCGAGCUCCUCUCCUCCGGCUACGAGGUCAUCGCCAUCGACAACUUCUCCAACAGCGUCUCCUCCUCGGGAACAUCCGCGGCCCUCACGCGGGUCGAGCAAAUAACCGGAAAAACGAUUCAGUUCUACAACUGCGACCUGACGAAUCGCGAGCACCUGAACGAAGUCUUCAAGAGCCACAAGAUCGACUGCGUCAUCCACUUCGCGGCGAUAAAGGCAGUCGGGGAGUCCAUGCAGGUGCCCCUCCACUACUACAGGAACAACGUCAUAGGGGCGAUAAACCUCCUGGAGGUGAUGAAGGCCUCGGGCUGUUUUCAGCUCGUCUUCUCGAGCUCCUGCACGGUUUAUGGAGAACCUGACAACCUCCCGAUCACCGAGGACCACCCCGUGGGGAACAUAACAAACGUCUACGGGAGGACGAAGUACUUCAUCGAGGAGAUGCUCAAGGACAUCUCCAAGGCGGAGAAGACCUGGAACAUCAUCUGCCUGAGGUACUUCAACCCAGUGGGGGCUCAUCCCAGUGGACUAAUCGGAGAGGACCCGACGAAACCCUUCACCAACCUCAUGCCAUUCAUCGCGCAAGUCGCCUUGAGACACAAAAACGAGUUGACCAUCUUCGGGGGAGACUACCCAACGCCCGAUGGCACUGGUAUUCGAGAUUACAUUCAUGUGGUGGAUCUGGCCGGGGGACAUGUGGCGGCACUGGCAGCUCUGCAGAAGAGCCACGAAAGGCUGAGGGUUUAUAAUUUGGGGACUGGGAAGGGGGUCUCCGUGCUGGAGCUGAUCAAGACCUUCGAGAGGGUCACGGGGACGAGUGUUCCUUAUGUCAUCCAGGAGAGGAGGGAAGGGGACAUUGUCAGCAUGUGGGCAAACGCGGAUCUGGCGAGGGAGGAGCUCGGGUGGACGAGCAAGCUCACGGUCGAGGACAUGUGCAGGGACUUCUGGAAGUGGCAGACUAUGAAUCCUUAUGGGUAUAGGGGGGCUGUCAAUGGAAGGGCUAAGCAUGAUGAGCUGAGUCAGGAUGAUUGAAGGGGGUUUAAGGUGAUGGGGAGGGAGGGGAUUAAAUUAAGUUUGUAAUAGUUGAUUAAUGACAGUAAUUUAAAAAUUUAGUGGAGUGGGAAAGCGAGAGAAGUUGAAUUCAACUCGUGGUCAGUUUUUAGAAAAUAUUUCGGUUUUGUUAAGCUCCUGAACAGUCUGGAGAAUUGACCUCUCAGUCACGGGUGAUCCCCGUGGGGAACAUAACAAACGUCUACGGGAAGUCGAAGUACUUCAUCGAGGAGAUGCUCAAGGACAUCUCCAAGGCGGAGAAGACCUGGAACUUCAUCCGUCUGAGAUACUUCAACCCAGUCGAGUUGUUGCCGACACUUGGUUAUUUGUUUAUUUCGUUAUCUCCCUUAAGUAAGAAAAUAUCAUGUGAAAGCCCUGAAUUUGAAAAAAUGAAGAAUAGAAGAAGUAAUUUCUUUCCAUGAGUUUUUGAAAAGUAUUUUUAAUAUUGAAUAGAGAGAUAUUCUAUAAAAAUCUUGAGCAUUAAAAAACGAUUGAGUCAAAUGAUCAAAUGAUGAUUCGUACCGAUUGAUGAUGAUGGUUUUUGCUUGUUUGAAUGAAUAUCAUCAGAAUAUUUAAAAUGUAGGCAACAUUUAGACUAAGUAAAGUCCGUCCAAAUGAUUCUGUUUAUGAAAAUUAAGUUUAUUACCUUAGAAUAAAUUAUAAAAAUGGGCCAGUAAUGUGAGAUUAUUCGAUUGUUACGAUCUUGACUAGAAUUCGUAAUAAAUCUUUCUGUUCUGUAUCCAAGAACUUCCAUAAAUCAUUCUCGAGGGCGAGGAGAGAGUAGUUGUCCUUAGAUUGGCAGGCGAGAACUAGGGACUGGAGUAGGAUGAAUUCAUCUUCACUCAUGUGUGUAUCUAAAAAACAAUAAAUUUAAUUGAUUGAUUCAUUGAUUAAUCGAUCAAUUGAUUAAUUAAUUAAUAAAUAAAUUUAUUAACCAAUUAAUUGACAAAGGGAAAAUUGUGGUGAAGUGGUGAAACGUAAUGUAAAGUCAAAAUUAAAAUUAUUUGUAAUCAGACAUUAAUUACAAAAAAAAUGUCUUCGCCAUUGAAACUCGUAGAAUCACUGAUCAUCGAGAUAAUUAAAUAUUUAGAUUAAUUCUACGUAAACGAAUUCAGUAUUUUGAUUUGGAAAAUCAACUUGUCCUGCUACGUUUCACAAAUCUCCUACAGAUUUUAUUCACAAAGAGUCUUUACUUGCACUCCAAUUAUCCUCAAUCGACGUGAAUCUCUCCAACACCUCAGAGAGCCCCGGAGAUAAUCUCUGAACAGUCAACUGUUGGAUCAAAAUUAACAGCAGUCGAUUGAUCUCAAUUUUACGUAUGAAAAUUCUGUAAUGAGCGGAGUGAUUCGAGGCCACUGAGGACUCCAGGAGGUCCAUGAAUUCGCUGCUCAGAUUCAACG